UUCCAAGAAACCCUAGUUAGGGUUUUAAGGGAUGCCAUUAAGGGUGCGCAUUUAGAUCGAGUCCUUAGCCAUGGGAAUAUGCUAGACAUUUUAAUCGCAAGCACCAACAUUUUGUGUAGAUUCGGUCGGUCUCUUUCUCUCUUUUCUCUCUUUUCUCUCUCGCCUCCUCUGUCGUGUUCUUCGAUCCCUCCCCAGGGGGAGUUUUUCCAUCCGGCAUUGAUCGAGAGUUCUUUAUAGUGGAUCUUUCUUGAGGAUCACACGGAAAUCUCAUGGGAGAUGCGACAGGCGCGGUUGCCGAUCUAGGUUCCCAGGCGCUGCCGGACAGCUCGGAGCCGCGGCUCGGAUCAAUCCAGGAUGAUCCAGAUCCUGCUCCAAAGAACCACGCCGAGGGUAACGGCAAUGGAUACAAGAAAUCACUCUUCCCUGCCGCCGGCGGAGCUGGAGCUGGAGCUGGAGCUGGGGCAGCGAAAGAGAAGAGAAAUUCUCUCCUCAAAGGCUGCUCGCCUCCGGCAUCGACUCCUCGCUUGAAGGCUUCUCGAUCCAACUUCACUGUGCCGCAGCCCUUUUCUCUCACCACCGAGAAGAGAGCCACCGCCGCCGGAUCAAAGCCCACUGGCAAUGGUGUUCCCACCCCUUCAAAGAUUUCCCAGCUGGUUCCGCAGAAGAGCACGCCCAAGAAAGGAGACUUUGCUGCUCAUCUAGCGAAAACCUUCGCUGCUUCUCCGAGUCCUGAUAGUCUAGGACUCACUCCAAAGUCCAAGGCCGAGUUUGUGUUUAGAUCUGAUGAGCGUGCUCAGAAAAGAAUGGAGUUUUAUGCGAACUUAACGGAGAAAACGAGAGCAAGAGAAGCGGAACGGAACCGAAUCCAAGCCAGCACCCAGCAACAAGUGGCAGCGGAAAUAAAGAAGCUGCGCAAGGAUCAAACCUUCAAAGCUACACCAAUGCCGAAGUUCUAUCAGGAGCCACCGCCUGUGAGAAUAGACGUGAAAAAGACACCUCCGACGCGGCCAAAGUCUCCCAAGCUGGGAAGGAGGGGAUCGGGUUCGUCAAGCACUGAAGCUCCACCGAAGAUCAUUGCCCGGCGCUCGAGCGACGAAUACGACGUGAGUAAAGUUCCAGAUCAAUUUGUUUCUCCCGAGCUCACGGCCCCGGAGAACUACCCAAACGAUGCUGCCGAGGUAGGAUCGGAGCGCAGCUCUCGAAAGUCCGACGGCACUCGCGUUCCAAAAGCCGCUCUCUCGGAAGACGAGGGUCAUCUUGUUGACGCCACUCUCAUCGCCAAAGCCGCUCUCUCUGAAGACGAGGAUCAUCGCGACUCCACUCUCAUCCCCAAGGCCGCUCUCUCGGAAGACGGGGAUCAUCACGACGCUACUCUCAUUCCCAAGGCCGCUCUCUCGGCAGACGAGGAUCACCACCACCACCAGGAUCAUCAUGUAGCUCAAGACCAGGAAGUUCACGAGGUGGGCGAUCACCACCACCACUUGCUGGAGACGUCGAGGUCGAGCAACGAAUCGCCAGUGUCGGCUGUGGAAGACGAACUGGACGCUGCUUUCCAGCUCCCAGUGUCCAGCUCGCUGCUCGACGAUGGUGACGACGAUCCCCAGGAGCUGGGAAGUGAGGAUGAUGAUCCCGACGAGGAGUUUCCAAGCCCGGCGAGCGAUCACGGUGAUCGCGAGGACAAUGUAAGGGUGUUUAUCAGCGAGGAAUUCCGGCAGGCUGCUACUCGCGAGGAUGACGAUGAUGAUCGUCCAAACGAGGAGGAAGAGGAAGAAGAAGAAGAAGAAGACGAUGAAGAUGGAAGUGGAGCUAAAGUUUAUGUCAAUAUGGAUGGAAUGAGAGCCGAGAAAGAAAACGAAGGACGCCACUAAUGAAAGGAGGAAAAAUCCAUGCUUUGUUCUCUCAUUCUUUGGAGAACGCCAGCAUAGAAGAAGAAGAAAAAGCUUUGCUC
Molecule: messenger RNA, 1948 nt
Organism: Selaginella moellendorffii
Lineage: Eukaryota; Viridiplantae; Streptophyta; Lycopodiopsida; Selaginellales; Selaginellaceae
Product: protein WVD2-like 4
Exons: 7
Coding region: 270-1868 (532 amino acids)
Biological process (GO): microtubule cytoskeleton organization
Molecular function (GO): microtubule binding
Source: RefSeq, a predicted model, not a curated record